Molecule: messenger RNA, 1965 nt
Organism: Seriola dumerili (greater amberjack)
Lineage: Eukaryota; Metazoa; Chordata; Actinopteri; Carangiformes; Carangidae
Gene: polr3f
Product: RNA polymerase III subunit F
Exons: 10
Coding region: 277-1227 (316 amino acids)
Biological process (GO): transcription by RNA polymerase III
Cellular component (GO): RNA polymerase III complex
Source: RefSeq, a predicted model, not a curated record
UGAUCGAUCAGCUUGUUGCUCGGUCUCGGACAGUUUACAGAAGCGUCACCAUAGCAACCCCCGCUACCCGACAGGUGCGCUCGUUUUAAGCACUGUGAGUGACGACACCGCCCGCCUCGCCGGGCUGCACCGGUUUUUAAACAGGCAGUUUUCAGGACGCCCCGCUGGCAGCCAACUUUUCAGGACCCUGAACCAGCGUUAGCUAGCAGGCUAACAGGCUAACAGGCUGACCAACAGAGGCGCAGACAGAAACACGGAGGACAGAGUUUUAAGAAAAUGUCUGAAGUCAAAGUGAAGAAGGAGACGAACCUGUCGGACCCUGCCGAGAUUGAGAACAGGAUCAAAGAGCUGUGUCAGCAGUUUCCUCAUGGUAUCACAGACCAAGUGAUCCAGAACGACAUGCCUCACCUGGAGCCGCAGCAGAGAGCCAUGGCCAUCAACAAGCUGCUCUCAUUGGGUCACCUGGACCUGCUGAGGAACAGUUCAGGUCUCCUGUACAGAAUGAAGGACGCUCAGACCUCCAGUAAGAUGAAGGGUUCAGACAACCAGGAGAAGCUCGUGUACCAGAUCAUCGAGGACGCAGGAAACAAAGGGAUCUGGAGCAGAGACAUCCGCUUUAAGAGCAACCUUCCUCUGACGGAGAUCAACAAGAUCCUGAAGAACCUGGAGAGCAAGAAACUCAUCAAAGCUGUGAAGUCUGUGGCUGCGUCUAAGAAGAAGGUGUACAUGCUGUACAACCUGCAGCCGGACCGCUCGGUGACCGGGGGCGCCUGGUACAGCGACCAGGACUUUGAGUCCGAGUUUGUUGAAGUUCUCAACCAGCAGUGCUUCAAGUUCCUGCAGAGCAAGGCAGAAGCAGCGAGGGACAGCAAACAGAGUCCCAUGGUCCAGAGGAACAGCUCCUUCGCCACCUCGCAUGAAGUCUGGAAAUACAUCUGUGAGCUGGGAAUCAGCAAGGUGGAUCUGUCCAUGGACGACAUCGAGACCAUCCUGAACACGCUGAUCUACGACGGGAAGGUGGAGAUGACCGUCAUCGCCGCCAAGGAGGGAACGGUGGGCAGCGUGGACGGACAGAUGAAGCUGUACCGCGGCGUCAACCCCGUCAUCCAUCCCACCGGCCUGGUGAAGACGCCCUGCGGCCUCUGCCCGGUGUUUGACGACUGUCAUGAGGGAGGAGAAAUAUCUCCGUCCAACUGCAUCUACAUGACGGAGUGGCUGGACUUCUGACCGCCGUUCGUUUCCCGCCUCUUUUCUCUGUGAUGAAGUUUAUUUUCCAUCGAUCUGAUUCUUUUCUAUUUUUGACCGAGGUCAGUGACGGUGGAGACGAGACGAGCUGCUGCUGCGUCUCGUCUCUGUGACGAACAGCACAGAACCACAUCUGGAUCCAGAGUCCUGGGUCACGUCCCUGUGUCAUGUCCGGCUGAGAGGCGUUGGGCCGGUGUUGGGCCGGGUUCACGUUCUGCUGGUUUACCUCAGUCUGAGUCAUUUCUGUUCCUCGUGAUGGACACGUGUCGAUUUCAGCUGAAACUUAGACAAACACAUUGAUUAUUGAUCGUUUCAUUGAUCCAUCAGCUCCCUGCAGUCUGAGUCCAGACAGACGGUGAAGGAGGCUGCGUCUGGACCACAGUCCGUCUUUUGUGUCCCAUAGACCUGUUCAGUCCUCAUCACAUGGUCCGGGUCCUCAUAACUGAUUAUUGAUAACUGAUUGAUUUGAUCAGUUUGAGCUGUAAAUUCUUCUCAGUGAAAAUGUUUUCAGAAACUGAUUAAAAAUGAAAAACUGAAAUCUUUCAGACUCUUUGUGGCUCUGAACUUUGAUCAGCUGAUUCCUGCAGGACGACGGAGGGAGAGACAGUGAACGCAUCAUGUAUGGGGUUUAAAAAGAAACCCUGGGUUCAACACUGUACCUGAAGGCAACACUGAAGGCGUCCUGACCCUGACAUGCUGCUGUGUUGGAGUACGGGAUCA